GAGACACAAACAGAGAGAAGAAGGGCAGGAAACCCUAGCAGCCCGCAAAACUAUAAGCCAGGUUUAAUUCCUUUCUUUUUCUCUAAUUUUUCUAAUUCUUCUGACCAAGAAAUAACCCCAAAGCACAUUCCUGGUCCCCACCUGCUUUUAGUUUCCAGGAUAACCUGGGACUCCAGAGAGCUAUUGCAUCCACUCGGUCCUUCCCGCUUUGGCACACAGAUGGGGUGGCUGCGCGGGAGCAACUCCUGGCUCAGCAAAGAAUGCACAGUAGGAUCAGCUCAGUGGAUGUGAAGUCAGAGGUCCCUGUGGGCCUGGAGCCCAUCUCACCUUUAGACCUAAGGACGGACCUCAGGAUGAUGAUGCCAGUGGUGGACCCUGUUGUCCGGGAGAAACAACUGCAGCAGGAAUUACUUCUUAUUCAGCAACAGCAGCAAAUCCAGAAGCAGCUUCUGAUCGCAGAGUUCCAGAAACAGCAUGAGAACUUGACACGACAGCAUCAGGCUCAGCUUCAGGAGCACAUAAAGUUGCAACAGGAACUUCUAGCCAUAAAACAGCAGCAAGAACUCCUAGAAAAGGAGCAGAAACUGGAGCAGCAGAGGCAAGAACAGGAAGUAGAGAGGCAUCGCAGAGAACAGCAGCUUCCUCCUCUCAGAGGCAAAGAUAGAGGACGAGAAAGAGCUGUGGCAAGCACAGAAGUAAAGCAGAAGCUUCAAGAAUUCCUGUUGAGUAAAUCAGCAACAAAAGACACUCCAACUAAUGGAAAAAAUCAUUCCGUGAGCCGCCAUCCCAAGCUCUGGUACACGGCUGCCCACCACACAUCUUUGGAUCAAAGCUCACCACCCCUUAGUGGGACCUCUCCAUCCUACAAAUACACCUUGCCAGGAGCACAAGAUGCCAAGGAUGAUUUCCCACUCCGAAAAACUGCCUCUGAGCCCAACUUGAAGGUGCGGUCCAGGUUAAAACAGAAAGUGGCAGAGAGGAGAAGCAGUCCCUUACUCAGGCGGAAGGAUGGAAAUGUCACUUCAUUCAAGAAGCGAAUGUUUGAGGUGACAGAAUCCUCAGUCAGUAGCAGUUCUCCUGGGUCUGGUCCCAGUUCACCAAACAAUGGGCCAACUGGAAAUGUUACUGAAAAUGAAACUUCAGUUUUGCCCCCUACUCCUCAUGCUGAGCAACUGGUUUCACAGCAGCGCAUCUUAAUCCACGAAGAUUCCAUGAACCUGCUAAGUCUCUAUACCUCUCCUUCUUUGCCCAACAUCACCUUGGGGCUGCCGGCAGUGCCCUCGCCACUCAGUGCUUCAAAUUCACUUAAAGAAAAGCAAAAAUGUGAGACACAGACGCUCAGGCAAGGUGUUCCUCUUCCUGGCCAGUACGGGGGCAGCAUCCCAGCCUCAUCAAGCCAUGCUCAUGUCGCCCUAGAGGGGAAGCCCAACAGCAGCCACCAAGCUCUCCUGCAGCAUUUAUUACUGAAAGAACAAAUGCGACAACAAAAGCUUCUUGUGACUGGUGGCGUCCCCUUACAUCCUCAGUCUCCAUUGGCGACAAAAGAGAGAAUUUCACCUGGCAUUCGAGGUUCCCACAAAUUGCCCCGUCACAGACCUCUGAAUAGAACCCAGUCUGCACCUUUGCCUCAGAGUACAUUGGCUCAGCUGGUCAUUCAGCAGCAACACCAGCAGUUCUUGGAGAAGCAGAAACAAUACCAGCAGCAGAUCCACAUGAACAAACUGCUCUCGAAAUCUAUUGAACAACUGAAGCAACCAGGCAGUCACCUUGAGGAGGCAGAGGAAGAGCUUCAGGUCGACCAGGCGAUGCAGGAAGACAGAGCGCCCUCUAGUGACACCAGCACUAAGAGCGACAGCAGUACUUGUGUGGAUGAUACACUGGGACAAGUUGGGGCAGUGAAAGUCAAGGAGGAACCCGUGGACAGUGAUGAAGAUACUCAGAUCCAGGAAAUGGAAUCUGGGGAGCAGGCUGCUUUUAUGCAACAGGUAAUAGGCAAAGAUUUAGCUCCAGGAUUUGUAAUUAAAGUCAUUAUCUGAACAUGAAAUGAAUUGCAGAUUUGGGUAAAUGGUUAUCAUUUCCUAUCGGGUUCUAUCUCUGGAUGAUUUGAUUUUAGUGUUUAAGGAUUCUGACUAAUACAGGUAAAUGUGUACAUAUCUAUUUAGAGCUUUUCAUCUCUAAAUAGAUAUAUCAAGGUUCCAUCAAAACACCACAUGGUAAGAAAAUACCUGUAACACUAAAAUCAUGCUACUGAAUAUCCAAGUACUUAAAAGGCUUUGAAUUCAUCCUAAAGCCUGCUAUCCUAGUUUCUUCUAAGGAAAACGAACUCAUUGUUAUUUUUAUUUUAUGUGUUGAGAUCAGUUACUGCUGGAUAUAGUCUCCAAUCUGAUCAAUGAAGCAUUCAGUUAGCUUUUGAUUUCUUUGAACAUGUAGAAUUCAAUUUACACAUCACUGUACAUAAUGUAUCAUACGACAGUCUUGAACACUGUUAAAAGUAGUCUGCCCUUUCUUCCUCUCUCUCUCUCUUUCUCUGUCUACUUUUUUUUGUUAAGCAAAAAUGUUCUGGUUACUCUGCCAGUAAUACCUAGUUUAUUGUGUAGAUUGUAACUGAAAAAUAUUAGGAAUACAGGUGUUUUUAAACAAUGCAAAUUGAAGUCAUAAUUUUAAGUACUACAUUAUGUAUCACAUAUCACUGGUAAUUGCUUUUCUCUUUGUGCAAUUUAAUGGCAUUGUCUAUUGAAAGAGGUGAAAUGAAGCUGGUGCAAAUGUCAGUGAGCAGUCGUGUGCAGCCUUAGUGGUCCAGUCAGAUAUGCUACCUACAGUACAGAAAACCCAGUGACAGUGUGCUAAUCACCUGAUGGCAAGUUCAGAUCAGUUUGACAAGCAGGUGUAUCAUGUUCUGUGAUCAUUUUCAGUAAGCCCUUUAGAUAUAAUUCUAUGAUAGAUACCCUCUAAUUCGGGCAAAUGAAAAAUUGUGAGAAGUUGGGUGUAACAAGCGUUGACUCCUAUAUAAUGCACCUUCAGAAGGACUAUGUCCUUUGAUGCAAUAAAAUACAAACAACUUUGAAGGCAACUGAAGACAAUGUUUAUUUAAGCCAGUUCUUUGUCAGGUUCCUGCUGUUCUCCUACAGAAAAGUGAUUCUGUGAGGCUGAACAGGAAAUGCCCUGUGGAAACAGGAAGUCCGAGUGAUUCAUGUACUGAGGAAUGUAGAAAAAAAAAAUCUGAGGAUAGUGUUUUACUCUUUCUGUUUUUAAAGGGCACUCUAUGAAUUGAUUUAUUGACUAAGAAAAUAACACCACAAGUAGGGAAAUUGUUACGGAGGCUUUUCACUGGAACAUUUCCUUCAUUUUCCCCUUUUGAUAUGUUUACCUUGUUUUAUAGGUUUACUUUUGUUAAGCUAGUUAAAGGUUUGCUGUAUUAACAUCCCUUUAAUAUGGAUAAUCCAAAUUGACCUAGAAUCUUUGUGAGCUUUUUUUUCUAUUAAGAUAUUUAUAUUUCUAAAUCUGAGGUAUUUUAAGGUGUAGUAUCCUGUUUCAAAGAAGAUAUAACAGUUUUGCCAAAUAUAGACAUUGUUCAAAUGUAUGUUAUCGGCACAUGAUGUUUACAUUUUGCUGUGACAUUUAAAAAUACUUCUUUAAAAAUGUUACCGCUAAAGAUACAUUAUCCUUUUUUAAAAAGUCUCCAUUCAAAUUAAAUUAACAUAAUUAAAAGUUAGAAUGAGUUUAAAACUUUUCCAUAUAAUGAAAGGUCCUUCUGAUAAUUUGACAAAUAGCUGAAAUAGCUGUAAUAGGCAACAUUCCCUGUUUCCAACAUAUUUUGGUUAGUAUAUUCCUUCAUAUUAAAAUGACUUUUGUCAGUUGUUUUGCAUUAAAAAUAUGGCAUGCCUAAGAUAAAAUUGUAUAUUUUUACCAUCUCAUAAAUAUUCAUUUCCUUCAAAGUCUUUUUUCAAACUUAUAAAAAAAAGGGAUAGUGCAUCUUUUAAAAUACAUUUUAUUUGGGGAGGAACAUGUGGCUGAGCAGACUUUUGUAUAAUAUUACUUCAAAGAUAUGUAAUCACAAACAUAAAAAACAUCCUAUUUUUUAUAAUGUCAUUUGAGAAAGCUUCAGAAGUACAGUUUGUGGACAUUAAGUGUUUGAAUUUGAUAGUCUUUGAAUUUAAUCAAGAAACUACCUGGAACCAGUGGAAAGGGAAGCUGGACUUAAAUAAUUUAGAAUUAAUUGAUAAAUGUUUCUUUUAAAAUCUACUGUAUUUAUUAUAAUUUACACCCUUAGAGGUGAUCUCUUGUUUUGUGUUGUAAAUAUAUUGUUUGUAUGUUUCCCUUCUUUUCUUCUGUUAUGAGUCUCUUCCUUUCUCAAAUAAAGUUUUUUUUAAAAGA
This is a messenger RNA of Dipodomys ordii (Ord's kangaroo rat), 4374 nucleotides long. RefSeq names its product histone deacetylase 9 (gene Hdac9). Gene Ontology annotation, cellular component: histone deacetylase complex. NCBI's taxonomy places the organism in Eukaryota, Metazoa, Chordata, Mammalia, Rodentia, Heteromyidae. The transcript has 12 exons. The record is from RefSeq and is a predicted model, not a curated record. Gene Ontology annotation, molecular function: histone deacetylase activity. Gene Ontology annotation, biological process: negative regulation of transcription by RNA polymerase II; chromatin organization. The coding region runs from base 261 to 2036 and encodes 591 amino acids.